AUGCAUUAUAGCUAUUCAGCAAUGAACACUCAUGACCACAAUCGCUGCUGUGGGGGCAGAGCUUGGUGUGUCAAGGACAUAUGCGGCAUUGUAUGCGCUGUUCUUACUUGGCUUUUGAUACUUUUUGCCGAGUUCGUAGUGAUGCGUCUGAUUCUAAUGCCCAGUCCCCACACGGUUUUUAGCGUAAUCAAUACAUUUAUUUUUCAAGCGCUGGCAUUUCUAGCAUUCGCCUCACAUUUACGGACGAUGCUGUCAGACCCUGGCGCCGUGCCUCGAGGUAAUGCCACAAAGGAAAUGAUCGAACAAAUGGGAUACCGUGACGGGGAAAUGUUUUACAAAUGCCCCAAAUGUUGCAGCAUUAAGCCGGACCGCGCGCAUCACUGCUCCGUGUGCCAGCGAUGCAUACGCAAGAUGGACCAUCACUGUCCCUGGGUGAACAAUUGCGUUGGGGAAAACAAUCAAAAAUUUUUUGUACUCUUUACAUUCUAUAUAGCGGCUAUAUCUUUGCACGCUCUCUUUCUUGUACUUAAGCAGUUUGCCGAGUGCGUAGAGAAUGACUGGCACACCUGCUCGCCAUACUCACCGCCGGCAACAAUAUUUUUGCUGCUUUUCCUCACCUUCGAGGCAUUGAUGUUUGCAAUCUUUACCAUCAUAAUGUUGGCCACACAAUUGACGGCCAUACUAAACGAUCAAACGGGCAUUGAGCAAUUAAAGAAAGAGGAAGCGCGGUGGGCCAAAAAGUCUCGCCUUAAGAGCAUACAAUCAGUAUUUGGACGCUUCUCUCUAGCAUGGUUCUCUCCAUUUACGGAUCCGUCCUAUCGCACCAAAUUCAACUCUCAUUUCUAUUCGGUCUGAGCCAAGUGCGUCUUUAUCCUUAUUCGAUUAUCGCGAUAAGUUAAUUAAGCUUAAACGAACAAUGUGUACGUACAAAAGCAACAUUUGGGAUUCGUAGCCUAAUCAAAUCUGUGUGUGUGUCUUGUUAAUUUAAGUAGGGUCUUAAUAACAAUUGUAUGGUGUUUGCCAAGCGAGCUUCGGGAGGCUACGGUGGCACCCUUUACAGUUUAUGCAACUUUGAAUAUGUAUUCAUUUAUUUAAUCGAUGAAACAAGAAAAGUUUAACAUAUUCAUAUACUAUAUAUUUUGCUAAAAUUUUCACAAAUUAAAAUAAAUAUUUCAAAAAACAUGCGCAA
Molecule: messenger RNA, 1189 nt
Organism: Scaptodrosophila lebanonensis
Lineage: Eukaryota; Metazoa; Arthropoda; Insecta; Diptera; Drosophilidae
Product: palmitoyltransferase ZDHHC3
Exons: 3
Coding region: 1-855 (284 amino acids)
Biological process (GO): protein targeting to membrane; peptidyl-L-cysteine S-palmitoylation
Cellular component (GO): endoplasmic reticulum; Golgi apparatus
Molecular function (GO): protein-cysteine S-palmitoyltransferase activity
Source: RefSeq, a predicted model, not a curated record